Messenger RNA from Dendroctonus ponderosae (mountain pine beetle), 1217 nucleotides. Its product is annotated as ras-related and estrogen-regulated growth inhibitor. The coding region runs from base 369 to 1004 and encodes 211 amino acids. The record is from RefSeq and is a predicted model, not a curated record. Gene Ontology annotation, molecular function: GTP binding; GTPase activity. NCBI's taxonomy places the organism in Eukaryota, Metazoa, Arthropoda, Insecta, Coleoptera, Curculionidae. The transcript has 5 exons.
GAGAGAGGACUGUGAACGAGAACCAAGCUGUAAAAGCAGUACCUUGACGGCACUCGACUGUAAGUCGUCAAAACUAACGCCGGCUGUUUGCAAUGGUUUAACCGGUCCUCCGACACGCGAGUCAAUUGAUUUUAUCGGUUUGCCGAUAAGGAAGAACUGAAUUCUUGUAGAAGCUUCAUCGCUGUAAGGGUACACUUUUCUCGUUUACUUUUUCCCAAAUUUUCAAUUUUGUUUAGUGAAAAACAUCUCCGGGUGACUGAAAAAUUGGCAUAAACAGUGCAACAUAAUUUGGCGGGAUUUCGGUUAAAGUCUGCAAAAAGGUGUGAAGUGCGAGCGGUCGAAUUUUAAAUUUACUGAAAACUGAUAGAAUGACGAAUGUUAAUAGGAUCAAAGUGGUGGUGCUAGGCAGCCCAAGAGUUGGAAAAUCAGCUGUCACUGUGCGGUAUCUAACUAAGAGGUACAUAGGCGAAUACAGUUCAACUAGUGAUCUUCUCUAUCGUCACAAUGUCACGUUUGACAGUGUAACUACAGAAGUCGAAAUUUUGGAUACAUCAAAAUGUGCAAAAAAUGGAUGUCUCUAUGAACAUUUGAGAUGGGGCGAAGCAUUUGUUAUAGUCUACUCAGUUGUGGAUAAACACAGCUUUCAUGAAGCUCAAGAAGUGCUAGGCCAACUAGUUAAGUUAAAGCUACCAUCCUACUACACCUGUCUAUUAUUAGGAAACAAAAGGGACUUGGAUCAUUCGCGGCAAAUCUGCGUGGAUGAAGGCCAGGAACUCUCGUUGCAAUACGGAUGUCAGUUUUACGAGGUGAGCGCUGCAGAAAACUUCGCUGGAGUUUCCUUAGCCUUCCAGUCUCUCUUAAGAGAAGCACGAUCAGUUCAACUGUUGAAGGCUUUGCCGAUCCGACGUAAGCUUGGCGUCAAUAGCGUCUCGAAAGUCUUGGGCAACAUAUUUGGAAAGAAUACUAAAGGAGAUCGCAAGAAGCGCCCUUCACUCAGCAUAUAAAACGUUCUAGUUGAACACGAACCAAUUUGAGAGAGAAUGAGACUUGGGUUAAUUGUCACGAAAAGUCGUUCCUUACUUUAUCACGGCUAACUAGAAUUUUAGAUAUGUAAGCCAAAAAAAAUUAUAAGCUUUUUUGUGUGUGUAACAUCGCUUUCAAGCCCUAUCCAUCCGUAUCUAACGCAAUUAAUCUAAUAUUAAAUGUGUAGGCCGGUG